Knipowitschia caucasica is the source of this 381-nucleotide messenger RNA. Lineage: Eukaryota; Metazoa; Chordata; Actinopteri; Gobiiformes; Gobiidae. The record is from the annotation of a GenBank genome assembly.
AUGGUGGACAGUAAACCUCUGCUUCAAGACAGACCUCCCGCCUACAACGCAGUCCCAGGGGUCUACGAGUAUGGCCCCCCGCCCCAGCAGGGCUACGGGGCCAUUCCUGCGGCCGUCCCACCGCCGUACCAGUGCCCCCCAGGACAAGCAUCCCACACGGUCCCGCCGGUGUCCCAGCAGCCGUACGCCGGGACGUAUGCCAUAAUCCAGCCCUCUGUGGUGGUGGUGGGGGGCUGCCCGGCCUGCAGGGUGGGCGUGUUGGAGGACGACUUCACGUGCCUGGGCAUCCUCUGCGCCAUCUUCUUCUUCCCCCUGGGCAUCCUCUUCUGCUUCGCCCUGCGCCAGAGACGGUGUCCCAACUGUGGGGCCACUUUUGGUUAG